This is a messenger RNA of Aspergillus homomorphus CBS 101889, 2190 nucleotides long. RefSeq names its product putative AMP-binding domain protein. Gene Ontology annotation, biological process: translation. The coding region runs from base 1 to 2190 and encodes 729 amino acids. The record is from RefSeq and is a predicted model, not a curated record. Lineage: Eukaryota; Fungi; Ascomycota; Eurotiomycetes; Eurotiales; Aspergillaceae. Gene Ontology annotation, molecular function: structural constituent of ribosome. The transcript is spliced from 9 exons. Gene Ontology annotation, cellular component: ribosome; large ribosomal subunit.
AUGUCCUCCAUCGAUCCAGUCGUCGUCAUUGACGGCAAGGGACACCUUCUCGGUCGUCUUGCCAGCACUGUCGCCAAGCAGUUGCUCAACGGCCAGAAGAUCGUCGUCGUGAGAUGUGAGGCUCUCAACAUCUCCGGCGAGUUCUUCCGCGCGAAGCUCCUUCCUGAACGCUUCCGACAAUAUCGUCUGUCUCGGCUGGUGCUGAAUGUGAAUGCCAUAGGUCCCUUCCACUUCCGCGCUCCUUCCCGCAUCUUCUACAAGGCCGUCCGCGGUAUGAUGCCCCACAAGACUGCCCGUGGUGCUGCCGCUCUGGAGCGCCUCAAGGUCUUCGAGGGUGUUCCUCCCCCCUACGACAAGAAGAAGCGCGUCGUCGUUCCCCAGGCUCUCCGUGUCCUCCGUCUCCGCCCCGGUCGCAAGUACUGCACCGUCGGCCGUCUGAGCCACGAGGUUGGCUGGAAGUACCAGGACGUCGUUGCCAGACUUGAGGAGCGGAGAAAGGUUAAGAGCAGUGCAUACUACGAGCGCAAGAAGGCCGCCCGCCGUCAACUCGUCCACGCCCAGAAGUCGGCGGCUGUCAGCGAGCAGACCAAGACUGAGCUCGCUCAGAUAGCCGAAGCAAUCCACCACAUAACGACCAACAACCAGAUCCUCCGCAGAAGCUACAUCGAAUUCGCCGACCGCGCCCGCGGCCUCGCCUACUUCCUGAAGAGCCAUGGUUACACGCGCGUGGGCAUCCUGUGUCCCAACACGCCGGCGUUCUUGGAGGCGAUCUUUGGGAUUGCGGCUGCCGGGGCCGUGCAGGUUGCUGUGAACUAUCGUCUCAAGGAAGAGGAUAUCGCCUAUAUCUUCACGCACUCGGAGGUGGAAGUCAUCAUUGUGGAUGAGGAGUUUCUGCCGCUGUUGCAGAAGUAUAGAUCUACAAGGCCUGAGGUGCCGGUCAUUGUGGAUACGGAUACGGAUGUUACGGAGGGUCAGUUGUCGGGCCCGUUUGAUGAGGCGGUCCUCGAGGGAUUGAGGUAUGAUAGGGAGACGGGGGCCCGGGGGUGGGAUGGGCUGGAGGCGCAGGCGACUGCGGAAGAGGAUGUGCUUGCUUUGGCGUAUACCAGUGGCACGACGGCCAAGCCGAAAGGCGUGGAGCUUACGCAUCGCGGCUGUUACUUGGCGACUAUGGCGAAUUUGGUGGAGUCCGGGUUGAAUGUGCAGGAGGGCAGGUGCAAGUAUCUUUGGACUUUGCCGAUGUUUCAUGCUGUUGGGUGGACCUUUCCUUGGGCUGUGACCGCUGUCCGCGGUACGCAUUACUGUCUGCGUAAGAUCGAUUAUCCGCAGAUCUGGCGGUUGCUCCAGCAGGAGGGCAUCACGCAUUUCAACGCGGCGCCCACGGUGAAUACCCUGCUAUGCAACUCCCCCCAGGCCGAGCGUCUGCCGCAUCCGGUGCGUGUAACCGUGGCGGCCAGCCCCCCGACGGGCCAUCUCUUUGAGCAAAUGACGGGCCUCAACCUGCACCCAGUGCAUACUUACGGUAUGACCGAGACGUACGGCCCCAUCACCAAGGGGUACCAUAUGCCUGCUUGGGAGAACUUGCCGUCCAGCGAGCGGUACGAGAAGAUGGCGAGGCAAGGCCAUGGGUUCAUCACCAGUCUGCCGGCCAGGGUGAUCAAGACGGAUGUUCCCGAGGGCACGGUUGUUGACGUGCGCCGAGACGGCAAAGAGAUUGGGGAGAUUGUGUUUGCCGGGAACAUCUGCUCCCGCGGCUACUACAAGGACCCGGAGGCGACGCGGAAGCUGUUCCUCGGGGGCGUCCUGCAUUCCGGCGAUUUGGCCGUCUGGCAUCCCGAUGGGGCGAUUCAGAUUCUGGAUCGGGCCAAGGAUAUCAUCAUUAGCGGGGGGGAGAAUAUCUCGUCGGUUGCCUUGGAGGCGCAGUUGGUAACCCAUCCUGACAUUCUGGAGGCGGGUGUCGUGUCAGUGCCGGAUGCCCACUGGGGCGAACGUCCCAAGGCGUUCAUCACUGUCAAAGAAGGACGGAACUUGGAUGGCAAGGCGGUCAUCGAAUGGGCGCGGAAUGCCAGUGGCAUCAGUAAGUUUAUGGUGCCCCGCGAGGUGGAAGUGGUGGCGGAACUGCCCAAAACCAGUACGGGGAAAAUCAGGAAGAAUGUCCUGCGGGACUGGGCUAAGGGGGCAUCUCGGUCAUGA